CGUGCACUCGACCACCAAACAGAUCACACAUGCUUCAGUGCUAAGACAAAAAAUUUUUUACCAUAUACAUUUGUGAAAUAUAAAUAAAGGAAACCCCUAUAGCAUUAAUUUUGAGAGUGUUGUACUACUUACUAAAGCUUUGUUAAACUUUAACAUUUAAUUAUUCAGUAAGAGACAGGCGUUAAAAUAUGACUAGAAGCUGCAGUGGUAAGAUAGAGAUAUAUAAAAACAAACAAACAAACAAACAGGAAAUGAAAGUGGGACCAUUUGAGGCCAAAAUAUCAGGACCCUAGUGUCAUAUUCGAAAUGGCUAGUCUGGACCAGAGCAAUGACAACAGUACUCUGGGAACUCUGGAAAGGCCUUGUAUUAUACAACUUUAAUUUAUCUGAAUGUACCAGGGAUCUAAAACCGUUGGGUUAUGUCCACCAAUUCAUUUUCAAAAGAGCAAUUAUGUGGACACACUGAUAUGAAUGUAAAACACAAAAAUCAGCACAUUACUUAUAACUGAAUUUUGUUAACAGCCUGAAUUGUUUAAAUCUUUUUUCCCCGUUUUAACCCAUGUAUUCCAAACGAUUCUUUACCACUGCUUGAUUGAGACACUGUAACUAUCACACAUAACAAUGUCAGAAAGAGAACCUGUCUUGUUGUUGACGCAGAGGAUGUUUGAAAAAGAGGAGUGUGGUGCACCUGCCCCCAUCUGUAACCACUGCCUUGGUGUCACGUCAGAAAAAAGAAAAAGAAAAAAAGAACCUAGUACGGUACAGGCCAGUGGAGUAGCAUAGACGUUAUCUUUAACAACGGAUACUUGCGCAUCGACUCUUUUAAUAACACAUUUGUUUUGUUUUGAUGGCUGAGUUGGGAGUUGAUUUAUAUUUUGAAAGAGAGAAGUGAGUUCUUUGCCUCCAUUUUGACAGGAAGCUAAUCUGGUGCACAGAGAUGUGGAGCUAGAGUUUGAGCACCUUAACUUUGAAGACUGCAUGGACCAAUAUUCUCUGGCUAGUAGACCCACACAAACAGAGAAGACUGAUAAGACCCAGGAACUAACAGGAGCUCCAAGGAACACCUCGCCGAUGAGCUCAGUGGAGAAUCACAACGAGCACAAGAACACAACAGGAAAGGAGACGUAUGCGCAAGACACAGACAGUGAAACUGACGAGUAGCUCAGUCCUCUAGAGAAUACAGAAAUGUCAUACAAGAAGCACAUUCAUGAAGAUGAAACAGGGAACUGGACUGAAAGACAAUUGGGCUUUGGAGGAGAUCAAACAGGAGAAGACCAGUCAAACACGGAGAGACCGAACAGCCAUGGCAACGUCCAAAAUAAAGAAGGUGAAGGUGGUGUGCCAUUUUUACAGCAGCCCAGCCCUCAAAAUCUAGACGACACAAGCGGUUACUCAGAUUCAGAUUCAGAGUCAGAUUCAGGAAAUGAAGACGUAGAAGCUACAAGACAACAACUUGUGCCAAUGGACAGAGAAGCAGUGAAAGAACUGUCAUUAUGUGCGUCUAAGAACACAGAGGGCUUCAAUAGGUACCAUGAGGAUUUAAGCCCAUUGAUCCCGACUGCAAAGGGUUUGCAAGCUCAUGAGGAGACACACAUCCAAGGGGACUUGAGGGAGUUUUCUGAGGAGGACCAAGACUGGGUUGGUGAAGGUAUUGCUGAAUAUCCAACAGAACUGGCAGACAGUGAUGGUGAUAAUGACGGUGAUGAUGAUUAUGAUGAUGAUGAUGAUGAUGAUGUUGAUGAUGAAGAUGAAGGGAAAGUGGAAGGCGACUCCAGAGCACCUGUAUGCAGAAUAGGGUAUAUGGGGGCUGACAACACACAAGAGGAAGAUGAUGAGGAAGAAGAAGAUGAUCAUGGUAAUGAUGAUAUAGUGAAAGAUAGACCCAUGCAUGCCAAACCUCAUGACUGUACAAAGACUUACAGCAGUGAGAGCACCAAGGAUGAGACAGUAGAGGAAAGGCAGGCUAUAGCAACCUCGCAUAGCCUGAGCAGGGAGAAUUCCGGUCCCCAAAGAGAGGAAGAGAGACAUGAAGAGGAGCAGGGUGUUGGCAAACAUGAUGUUGGAGUCGAUGCACUUCCUUAUGGCAGUGAAAAUGAAUUCCUCGUGGCUUCACAUUAUGUUGACACUCUGGGGUGUUGGAGCGAAGAGUUUGAUAGACGCAUGCUUAACACAGAGCGGAAUCUAGAUAUCAACAUCCGUGAACUAGACGCUCUUGACUCUGACAUUGAUCUCCCAAACGUCAGAGGCCAUGGUCAUGUAGCCAAGGCAGACAGAAGCAGUCUUUCAGGAGGGACAGAUACCAACGAAUCAGAGAGAACAUGGCCAACUGAAAUACUGUUGGACGAGGCCAGCCAACAGCACAACCAACCCCUCAGGAAUCCAUCAGGAACUUCAACACAGGAAUUCCUUGUGGUUGAACAAGACGUGACGCCAGACAGUGACUUUCACUUUGACACCAGCUUGGAACGGGACAGUCAUGCCACAGACGGAUGUGUUGGUGGUUGUCUGCUGAGUGAAGAUACAGCACAGGGAGGCAUGGAGGACAAUACAAGUGACACAUUUGGAGAGGAAGAGAGGAGCUGGGAUCAAGAGAGAGAAAGAAUUGAGGCUUUCAACCGGUUUUACAAUGAUUCAGAUGAGAACAGUAUUGAAGGAAAAGGAGAAAGGACACAUAAAGUGCACUUCUGUUUGGAACCCCAAAUCACUGAAAUCCUGGACUCAGAUUCAGAGUUUAGUAGCGACAUAGAAGCAGAGGAAGACUCAGAGGAGGACUCGGAGGUCAUUUAUGAUGAGGAGCAGAGUGAGACUGAGGAACCGCCAGAUAACUUGUUCCCAACUCAUGAUCAGGAGGAACCCCCAGAAAACACGUUCCCACCUCAAGAACAGGAGGAACCGCCAGAGAACAUGUUCCCUCCUUGUGCUCAGGACCAGACGUUACAAGAGGAACAGCCCAUGCAGGAUGAUCCAACAACUGAUCAACCAAUUGAAACAGUGAUAACUGAUCAGCCCAUGGAAACAGUGAUAACUGAUCAGCCCAUGGAAACAGUGAUAACUGAUCAACCCAUGGAAAAACAGAUGACUGAUGAAUCAGAGGAAGAAGGGAACAUAGCUCUGCAGACGGUAGACAAACGACAGAUAAUUAUUCAGUGUCAAACCUCAUCUAAGAGGAAAAAGGUAAAGCCUCUCCAGUUCUGCAUUAAUUGUUUAAAUAAAUAUUUGUCCAACACCUUCUCAACUUACAUACAAACAGACAUACACAUGUGAUGUGUAGAAGUAGAAAUGUCUCUGGUAAUAAUAAAAACUAGUAAAUGUCAUACUCCACUACUAAAGUAGGCUUAACUCAACUGCAAAUCAUUAUGUAAUUGGGGUAAAAUCAGUGAC
Messenger RNA from Clupea harengus (Atlantic herring), 3381 nucleotides. It is a transcript of the gene dnase1l1l, whose product is annotated as deoxyribonuclease I-like 1-like. Gene Ontology annotation, molecular function: deoxyribonuclease I activity; DNA binding. The transcript is spliced from 5 exons. Gene Ontology annotation, cellular component: nucleus. Bases 1186 to 3264 code for a protein of 692 amino acids. NCBI's taxonomy places the organism in Eukaryota, Metazoa, Chordata, Actinopteri, Clupeiformes, Clupeidae. The record is from RefSeq and is a predicted model, not a curated record. Gene Ontology annotation, biological process: DNA catabolic process.